Messenger RNA from Venustampulla echinocandica, 237 nucleotides. RefSeq lists its product as uncharacterized. The coding region runs from base 1 to 237 and encodes 78 amino acids. NCBI's taxonomy places the organism in Eukaryota, Fungi, Ascomycota, Leotiomycetes, Helotiales, Pleuroascaceae. The record is from RefSeq and is a predicted model, not a curated record. The transcript has a single exon.
AUGGGUGCUUCAAAAAGAACUCGAAAAUUUGGCGUUGUUAAGCGUAUCAUCGGCCAGCGAGAUGCGCGAGUUGCGCGUCAAGACAAUUGCGACGGCGAGGGAAUAAAAGCUACGGAAGCAAUGUUUCUCGUAGUUCCUCAGGUUUCCACUUCUCUCUUCUUCCAGUUCAACACUGCGCUCGUUCCUCCAUACUCCAUCCUCAUCGAUGAAAGUAAUGGAAUGUCUACCCACCGCUAG